Molecule: messenger RNA, 4865 nt
Organism: Sorghum bicolor (sorghum)
Lineage: Eukaryota; Viridiplantae; Streptophyta; Magnoliopsida; Poales; Poaceae
Exons: 16
Coding region: 195-4589 (1464 amino acids)
Biological process (GO): protein phosphorylation
Molecular function (GO): ATP binding; protein kinase activity
Source: RefSeq, a predicted model, not a curated record
AAGGGAAAUUUCACUUCCCACCACGACGCCACGGCACACGCCAUAGCCUUCCCGCAAGCAGCCGAGCUCCUGCCCCCAAUCCUUCCCCGAUGCUGCGGCGCAACAGCGGGUGCGAAAUCGAGUCCGAAUUCCGACGCGCUCCCAUGGAGCUCAGGUUUUAGUAGGUCUGAGCUGCGCUCCUCGUAUGGAUCCAGAUGUUCUCGUGGAGCCGUAAGCAGUCCUCCUCCUCCUCCGGCUCGCCCUCGUCGUCGUCCUCCUCCUCCAGCCGCCGCCGCGGCGGGGCGGACGCCUCCAUGGACUCCAGCAGCCGCGGCGGCGGCGGGAGUGGGAGCGGGAGCGGGAGCCGCGGACGGAGCCCGCGGUUGGAUCGCCGCAACGCGGUGAAGCGCAUCGAGUACGAGGCGGGCGCGGGCGCGAGGGCGUCCGCGUCGGUGGGCGCGUCGUGGUCGUCCUCGUCUUCCGCGGAACAGCAGCAGCAGCGUUCGCCGGGGCUCCGGCCCUCGCGCUCCCUAGACCUUGCCCCCGGCGCGGACCUCCGCAUCAGCGGGAGCGUGGAGGGGGAGGUCGACGAGCUCUGCCGCAGCCUGGGGCUCUCGGGGCCCGAGGAUUUCGCCGUCCCCGUCGCCGCCUGGGAGGCGCGCAAGUCGCGGUCUAACUCCGACCUCCUCCCGCGCUCCCGCCUCGACCCGUCCACACCCGCCGACGAACCCUCGCCAAUUGCGCGCGCGGUCUCGGCGCCCGAUGUUCCGCCGACUCGCUCCGUCCCUGCCCCCAUUCCUGAGGAGUCACUCCACUCUUCGUCCGCUUCCACCACCACCGACUCGGCGGAGGAGCCUACCGCUGCGGCGCCCGAGGAGUCACCAAAGGCUGCCCCUGCCGUUGCAGUUGUGGCUCCCGCCGGGGAUUUGCCCCUGCCUUCGCCAAGGAGGGGAGGCGGGGAGGUAGGGAUACGGGGGGCACGGCCGCCUUUACUCUCCCCGCCUCCGCCAAUUGGUGCACUCGCUCCUCCGCCGGUGAGGAGGUCCUUCGUUGACGAUUACAUGACUGGGUCCGCUUGGGACAUUGUGCAGUCGUUUGCUCCCAGGGAACAGGGAAGUGAACUGGGAGAACGUGUGGACACUCGUUGCAAUUCGGACACAGAAGAAGAGAAUGAGGUUGAGGAUGGGGUGGCAGCUGUGGAGGGCGAGCUGAAAGAGUUGAGGAUAGGGGAGACCUUCGAGGGGUUCACUGGAACUUCUUCAUUGUCAACAACGAAUGAUGAUGACGCGUCCAGUACAACCACAGAGGCCAUGUUCAUCAUAUCACCGAAUGGCAAGUUCAAGCGUAAGAUCAAGUCAUGGAUGCGUGGUGCUCUUCUGGGAAGCGGCUCAUUUGGGAUGGUGUAUGAGGGGAUCAGUGAUGAGGGUGCGUUUUUUGCUGUGAAGGAAGUAUCUUUGCUUGACCAAGGAAGCAAUGCACAACAAUCUAUUGUUGCACUUGAGCAGGAAAUUGCACUCCUCAGUCAGUUUGAACAUGAAAAUAUAGUCCAGUAUUAUGGAACUGACAAGGAAGAAUCCAAACUCUAUAUUUUUAUUGAGCUUGUCACACAAGGAUCUCUUUCAUCCCUCUAUCAAAAAUAUAAACUACGAGAAUCGCAAGUCUCUGCUUACACAAGGCAGAUUCUUAAUGGAUUGGUUUAUCUCCAUGAGAGAAAUGUGGUCCACAGAGAUAUCAAAUGCGCCAAUAUAUUGGUGCAUGCAAAUGGAUCUGUAAAGCUUGCAGAUUUUGGAUUGGCAAAGGAGAUGUCAAAAAUUAAUAUGCUAAGGUCAUGCAAAGGAAGUGUUUACUGGAUGGCACCUGAGGUUAUUAAUCCAAAAAAGAUGUAUGGGCCUUCAGCUGAUAUAUGGAGCCUUGGCUGCACCGUGUUGGAAAUGCUAACCCGGCAAAUACCAUUUCCUAAUGUCGAGUGGACAAAUGCUUUCUUCAUGAUUGGAAGAGGGGAACAGCCUACUAUUCCCAACUAUCUGUCGAAGGAGGCACAAGAUUUCAUUGGCCAGUGUGUAAGAGUUGAUCCUGAGAGCCGACCUUCUGCAUCACAACUUUUGGAGCACCCAUUUGUUAACAGACCACUGCGAGCUUCAUUUGAAUCUGCAUCUCCCCCAGCCAUCAGAUUAUACGAGCGCACGUGUCCGGGAGGCGGGCGGGACCGCGGGAGCGCCGAGCGCGCCCCGGCCUCUGCUCCUCUCGCUCUCGGUCUCGGCUCCCGCACGGGAAAAAUCCAAUCAUGUCCUCGUCAUUCGCCGCGAGAAAUUUGCGCGAGUAAAUGCGCGCAGGUGCAGCCGCACCGCGCUUAUUCCGGCGCAGCGCCCGACACGCGGCUGCCGCCUCGCCUCCACGGCUCCACUCCACCCCCCCGCGACGCAAACGCAAACGCAUGCUCACGCAUCCUCCUCCCUCCGCCGCUGAAGUGCAGUAGUAGCAAACUAGUAGUACUGGCAAACAGCAGGCAGACCGAGACCUCGGGAGCCAUGAGCUUGCACGCCGCGCGCGGCGGGGCGCACGAGGAUCUGAGCUGGAGCGUCAUCGGGCGGCGGGCACCGGGUGACGUGACAUUCGGUGAUGGAGAAGGAGGAGGCGGGAUGAGGAGGGCACAGCUGCAGGGGCAGCAGGGGGCGGUGCGGGUGGAUGAGGCGUCGUCCGCGUCCACCUUCCGUGAGCUCGACGAGGCCUUCCUGCAGACACAAACAAAAAUCUGGCUUGGAGAAGUUCUACAUGUUAGGUUUGAUGAAGACACUUUAGUUGCUGAUCUUCUUGCUGACGGAGAAUUACUGUUUCAAGUUUCCAAGAUAAUAUGGAAAAGGUUACUGAAAAAGAACAUAGAACAAUUGAAACAAUCAAAAGUUUAUAUUUUUGAGAGACUAUCCUUUGGUAGGAGCAGUGGAAAAUACAUGCCCUAUUCAAAAGUUGACUCCUUUCUAAAGAUAUGUCAAAUCCUUGGGUUGGCUGGAAUUGAUCUGUUUACCCCUUCUGAUGUGGUCGAAAAAAGAAAUGUUCGGAAAGUCUGUAUAUGCAUACGAUCAGUGUCUAAAAAGUCUCACAUCAUGCACCUAAAUGUGCCUGAUUUUGAUAUAGUCACCUACACAAUAUCCAUGCCAAACUAUGUUGUUGGAGGUAUUCGUAGAAGUCUGGAGCAGCCACAAUACAGCUCAUCCAGUUCAAGUGGAUACAGUCCACGUGCCGGCUCUAAAGCACUACAGCAGCAGAUAAUAUUUGGAGGGCAGAACGACCAGCACGAGGACACACAUUAUGACUCUGAUGAAGCAGAAAGCAAACUCUCUCUUCUAGAACCUGAGGAUUCAGUUGAUGAAGAUAAUUUUGCAGCCGUGCUUUCACAAUUUAGUGAUGCCCAUGCCCCCAAUGAAGAAAGUGAAGGCUAUGGAGAAAGUGGACAUGACAAGCAUGAAGAAAAAUCUCUAGCUGAAUCAGUGGGGUCAGGAUCACUUAACAUUGGCGUUAUUGAUUCUGAGUUCAUCAAACUCUCUCUUCUAGAACCUGAGGACUCAGUUGAUGAAGAUAAUUUUGCAGCCGUGCUUCCACAAUUUAGUGAUGCCCAUGCCCCCAACGAAGAAAGUGAAGGCUAUGGAGAAAGUGGACAUGACAAGCAUGAAGAAAAAUCUCUAGCUGAAUCAGUGGGGUCAGGAUCACUUAACAUUGGCGUUAUUGACUCUGAGUUCAUGGAUUCAAGUCCUCUAAUUCAUAAUAAAGAAUCAUGUUCUACUCAUUCUGCAACUGACCAAUGUUCAAGAACCAGAAUGGCUAAAUGUUCAUUAAGUUCAGAAGAGUCAGAUUCCACAAGCAGUCAUUUGGCGUUUGACAGUGGCAAGAAUUAUUUGGAGUUGAACAAUCAUUCUGACACAGAUUCAGAAAGGAUUUACGAUGGGCAUGCCAAGUCUCUAGAUCAUUAUAUUCAGGAAAAUGGGGAAACAUUAGCUGAUCAUCCAAAAAAAGAGGAAGGUGACCUCCAAAAGGACACUGGCACCAUAGUUCAACAUUGUGAUGCCCUUGCUUGUGAUAGGGAGUCUGUGUGUUCAAGUUGUGAAGAACCGAGAUAUGGAUUAAAUGGCGAGCCAUCAGACUUGAGCUCGGAAUCAUACUCAGGACUGACCCCAACACUUAAUACGGGUGGCAAAUUGCCGAUGGUUUCCGAAGACCCUGUGAAUAAUCUAGAGCCAAAUAUGACUGAUGGGGUGACAAGUGAUAGCACGUACCGGGAGCUGAAUCCUGAAGUCAGCACUAGGAAUGAAAUGGACGGUUCCGAAUCCACUGAUAAACCAGUGGAAGCAGAAGAUAUAGCUCAGGAUAGCGUCACUCGAAGGCCUGAAGAUGAUGUCCCCAAAUCAGGGAAAGGGGUUCUGAAGUCGGUUGCUGGAGGAAUUACCCUUGCUGGCGCAGUGUUCUUCAUGAUCCAUCUCAGAAGAAGCAAGGAAAGAAGCUUUGCGACAGUUAUACCAUCUCUUUCAGAAAAAUCAGUUCGGAGCAACUCAAGGGCCAAGAACAUGGACAAAGAAAAUGUCCAUGAUGUGUAUCCUGGGGGAUGGCUGAAGGUUUAACAAGAUGAUGGAUGUGGGUCGCGCACGCUGCCUGGAAGACAGAGCACAGUCUACUUACAGCGGCUUAACAGAAUCUGGAUAAUUUUUGUCGAGUCACCAGUUAAAGUUAAAGUCAGUACCCUGCAUUCUUCAUGUACAGAACGAUAUAGCCAUAUCAUAUCAUAUAAUAUAGGUGAUAAAUUACAGCAAAUAAUCGAACAAAUUUUGUACAAUUGUAUAGAGGUUAAUUGAGAUCUUUCAACGUGAAAUUAUACGUUGGUGCGGGCAGGUUUAUUU